AUGUUACGAUCAAGACUGCUUCCAAGCCUGCGGGCGCUCCCCAUUCGCCAUGCAAGGUCGUUUGGCUUCUCCAGCUCCGCCAGCACCUCCCCGUCAAUGAACAUCCCUAUGCCGUAUAUCGAAGAGACUUCACAACGAAUAAUAUGUUUAAACGGCGAAAUCGACGACUACAUGUCAGCUUCCAUAGUUGCCCAGCUUCUUUGGUUGGAAUCAGACGCCCCCGAGAAGCCCAUUACGAUGUAUAUCAACUCUCCGGGCGGCUCCGUCACAUCAGGCAUGGCGAUAUACGAUACGAUGACUUAUAUCAAAUCCCCCGUCGCGACUGUAUGCAUCGGAGGUGCCGCGUCCAUGGCAGCUAUCCUACUGGCUGGUGGCGCGGCAGGCAAACGCUGCGCCCUUCCACAUAGCUCCAUCAUGAUUCAUCAGCCAUUGGGCGGCACUCGAGGGCAGGCAUCGGACAUUUUGAUCUACGCGAACCAGAUACAAAAGAUACGAGAGCAGUCUAACCAGAUUAUGCGAUACCACUUGAACAAGGCAAAGGGAUUUGACAAGUAUAGCCUGGAAGAGAUUAACGAUCUCAUGGAGAGAGACAAAUACCUAAGUGUGACGGAAGCACUGGAGCUGGGCGUCAUUGACGAGGUAUUCACGACGAGAAAAGACAAGGAUACCCAGCCAAAGAAGGAAGAGGAAGAGGAGGAAAGAAAGUACUAA
Trichoderma aggressivum f. europaeum is the source of this 711-nucleotide messenger RNA. RefSeq lists its product as uncharacterized. The coding region runs from base 1 to 711 and encodes 236 amino acids. NCBI's taxonomy places the organism in Eukaryota, Fungi, Ascomycota, Sordariomycetes, Hypocreales, Hypocreaceae. The record is from RefSeq and is a predicted model, not a curated record. Gene Ontology annotation, cellular component: endopeptidase Clp complex. Gene Ontology annotation, biological process: protein quality control for misfolded or incompletely synthesized proteins. The transcript is spliced from 3 exons. Gene Ontology annotation, molecular function: ATP-dependent peptidase activity; ATPase binding; serine-type endopeptidase activity.